AUGAUCAUGUAUGGAGGAGGGAAAAUAGAUGAACUCGUCCCCCCAGAAAACCUCACGAAGAUUCUAACGCUUCUCCUGGUCAUUGAAUUUGUCUAUAUUUUCUGCCAAUGGCUCAUCAAGAUGUCCUUCUUAACAUUUUAUUUACGCGUGCUCAGCAUAUCGCCAGUAUAUAAAAAGGCAGUAUACGCUGUUAUGGCAUUUACCACGAUGCAGACAAUUGCCGUCCUGCUAUUCUAUGGCCUUCAGUGUCUGCCCUUGGAUGCUUUCUUUCACCCCGAGAAUUAUCCCGAAGCCAAAUGCAUCCCGACACCAGUCACACUUUACUUUCCAGCAAGCAUGAAUGUCUUGACAGAUAUGUUGAUCUACAUUCUUCCAAUCUGGCCGCUGUGGAGUCUCCAGAUGAGCCGACGUCGUCGCAUGGGUCUUAUUGCUUGCUUCACCGUGGGCGGAACUACCGUCCUUGUAUCACUUCUCCGUUUCAUCGUGCUGGUACAGCUCGCCAGUGGCUCCCGAACGUUCUACGUCUACGGCUCCGUCGCCAUCGUGACAACGAUCGAGCUAUCCACCGCUAUUAUCUCCGCCAACAUGCCCUCGCUCCGGGCAGUCUGGAAGACGCAUAUCUCUGGCACGUUAUACGCGUCCAGCGAUCGCAAAUCCGCUCCAUACGAGUUAGGCACCACAUCGCAGGCCCGCGGAAGCCGUCGGACAGGAAAAGGGGCGAUGACUACGAAAUUCAAGCAAAGCAACACACAUGGCUCCCAAGCUGAGUCGGAGGAAGAGCUUUGUCAAACGCGAGAAGAGAUUCUAGUGAGCACCCAGGUCAAUGUGGUUUCUACCAGGAACAAAAAUCUCGAAAGCCCGCGGUUACCACCCUCAUAUUAUCCGACGAAGUAG
Aspergillus melleus is the source of this 894-nucleotide messenger RNA. RefSeq lists its product as uncharacterized. The transcript has 4 exons. The coding region runs from base 1 to 894 and encodes 297 amino acids. The record is from RefSeq and is a predicted model, not a curated record. Lineage: Eukaryota; Fungi; Ascomycota; Eurotiomycetes; Eurotiales; Aspergillaceae.